Messenger RNA from Leguminivora glycinivorella, 471 nucleotides. RefSeq lists its product as uncharacterized. The transcript is spliced from 2 exons. The coding region runs from base 69 to 413 and encodes 114 amino acids. The record is from RefSeq and is a predicted model, not a curated record. Lineage: Eukaryota; Metazoa; Arthropoda; Insecta; Lepidoptera; Tortricidae.
CCAGAGACGCCGCCGCCGACGGCGCUCCGUUGCGCCAUAUGCAGUGAACCUCGUAUAAAAACCCGGCGAUGCCGAUGUUAAGAUAUCAGUUCUUUGCUUCAUCAUCAAGUAAGCAACACCAAAACAAAAUCAACAAAAUGAUGAAGAUUUUUGUAAUCAUCUCUACCCUCGUCGCCAUCGCCGCGGCUAAGCCCGACGUGCUGGCGGCGCCCGUGGUGGCGGCGCCCGCGCCGCUGGUGGCGGCCCCCGUGGUGACGGCGUCCAGCUCGCAGUACUACCACCGCAUCAACAACGGGCUGGCCGCGUACGUGGCCGCACCCGCCGCAUACCUCACCUCCGCACCCUACGUCGCUGCAUCGGCCCCAUACGUGGCUGCCCCUUACCCUUAUUCUGCUCCCAUUGUUGCUGUUUAAAUUGAACUUGACCAUGACUCGCUUGUGAUAUUUGGAAUAAAAUUUGGUUGCCCUGGAA